GAUACGUCUCUCUCUCUCUCGUGGUUCUACCGUUCCACUCGCGUGCGCUUUCUUCCUCCUCUUCUCGUGGUGACCGCCGGCGUCGCCGCUGCCGCGCUACGUCAGGUGCCCCAGGCCUCAUCUCCGGACCCUUCUCCAGCGACGUGCACCCACCAGAGGGAUUAUGGAUUGGCUGGGGCAGAAGCGCGCGGAGAUGCUGAUGCAGGUGCUGCUGGUGGCGUCUGCGGUGGUGGCGUUCGUGGUGGGCUACGUGCGCGCCGACUUCCAGCUCAUGCUGCUCGUCUACGCCGGCGGCGUCGUGCUCACGGCGUUCGUCACCGUCCCCAACUGGCCCUUCUUCAACCGUAACCCGCUCAAGUGGCUGGACGCUGCUGAGGCCGAGCGCCACCCGCGCCCCCAGGUCAGUGCCGGCGGCGCGGCGGGAGGGGGUAAGAAGAAGUCCGGGAAGAACAAGUAAUUGAUCGAUAUGUGUUCUCGGUCGAUUUGACUCGACUUGUUUAAGUUCUAUUCGCUGAACUAAUUGAUGAUAAAAGAGAGAUUGAGAUAUUCCCAGUUUUGGUACUUCGAAUUGCUCAGCUGUAGCUGGAAUUUAGCUUGCAAUCUUUGCAUGCUAGUUACCAGUUAUAUCUGCAAUGAUGAUCUAAAAGGAUGGCAAUAUGCUUGGUUAUGCUCUUC
Messenger RNA from Sorghum bicolor (sorghum), 675 nucleotides. RefSeq names its product probable signal peptidase complex subunit 1. The transcript has 2 exons. Gene Ontology annotation, biological process: protein targeting to ER. Gene Ontology annotation, cellular component: signal peptidase complex; endoplasmic reticulum membrane. The record is from RefSeq and is a predicted model, not a curated record. Bases 164 to 457 code for a protein of 97 amino acids. NCBI's taxonomy places the organism in Eukaryota, Viridiplantae, Streptophyta, Magnoliopsida, Poales, Poaceae.